Messenger RNA from Vombatus ursinus (common wombat), 3656 nucleotides. It is a transcript of the gene SLCO3A1, whose product is annotated as solute carrier organic anion transporter family member 3A1. Gene Ontology annotation, cellular component: membrane. Gene Ontology annotation, biological process: sodium-independent organic anion transport; prostaglandin transport; transmembrane transport. Gene Ontology annotation, molecular function: protein binding. The record is from RefSeq and is a predicted model, not a curated record. The coding region runs from base 278 to 2293 and encodes 671 amino acids. The transcript is spliced from 11 exons. Lineage: Eukaryota; Metazoa; Chordata; Mammalia; Diprotodontia; Vombatidae.
AGCGCAGUAGCAGCGGGAGGAGAGGAGAUUCAGCCUUCAACCUCUAAACACCCCAACAGAUCUGGGGGGAGAGAGAAGAACUAGAGAGAGAGAGAGAGAGAGAGAGAGAGAGAGAGAGAGAGGGAGAGAGAAGCGGAGGGUUGCUGCUCGCCUUCUGGGCGGAGACACACACACACACACACACACACACACACACACACCAGCACACGCACGCACACACCACCUCAGCACCCAGAUAGAGGGGGAGCGGGAAAGCGGCAGCGGAGGAGGAAGAAGGAUGCAAGGGAAGAAGCCGAGCGGCUCUUCGGGCGGUGGUGGCAACGGAGGCAGGAGCGGCGAGCUGCAAGGGGAUGAGGCGCAGAGGAACAAGAAGAAGAAAAAGAAGGUGUCCUGCUUCUCCAACAUUAAGAUCUUCCUGGUGUCCGAAUGCGCCCUGAUGCUGGCGCAGGGCACGGUGGGCGCUUACCUGGUCAGCGUCUUAACUACCCUAGAGCGGAGAUUUAACCUGCAGAGUGCUGAUGUUGGUGUAAUCGCUAGUAGCUUUGAGAUUGGUAACUUGGCCCUUAUCCUCUUUGUGAGCUACUUUGGAGCCAGAGGACACCGGCCACGUUUAAUAGGGUGUGGUGGAAUAGUCAUGGCCUUAGGAGCUCUGCUUUCUGCACUGCCUGAGUUCCUGACCCAUCAAUAUAAGUAUGAGGCUGGAGAGAUCCGAUGGGGAGCCAAAGGACGGGAUGUGUGUGCUGCCAAUGGGUCCACCAGCAACAAGAGACCAGACCUGGAGCUAAUCUGCAGGAAUAGGACUUCCACAAACAUGAUGUACUUGCUUCUCAUUGGUGCACAGGUCCUACUGGGGAUUGGUGCUACCCCUGUGCAACCUUUGGGAGUCUCCUACAUUGAUGACCACGUGAGAAGGAAAGAUUCUUCCCUGUAUAUAGGGAUCCUUUUCACAAUGUUGGUGUUUGGACCAGCCUGUGGAUUCAUCCUGGGCUCCUUCUGUACCAAAAUUUAUGUGGAUGCUGUCUUCAUUGACACAAGUGUCCUGGAGAUCACCCCAGAUGACCCCCGCUGGAUCGGUGCCUGGUGGGUAGGCUUCCUGCUCUGUGGUGCCUUACUCUUCUUCUCCUCUCUCUUGAUGUUUGGGUUUCCACAGUCCUUGUCCCCACACCCAGAUCCCACAGUGGAGAGCGAGCAAGCCAUGCUCCCUGAAAGAGACUACGAGAGGCCCAAGCCCAGCAAUGGGGUCCUGAGGCACCCACUCGAGGCAGACAACAGCACUUCCUGUUUUCAGCAGCUGAGAGUGAUUCCUAAAGUGACAAAGCAUCUGUUGUCUAACCCUGUGUUCACCUGCAUCGUCCUGGCAGCCUGUAUGGAGAUUGCAGUGGUGGCUGGCUUUGCUGCCUUCCUGGGAAAGUACUUGGAACAGCAGUUUAACCUCACAACUUCAUCAGCCAACCAGCUGCUGGGGAUGACUGCUAUCCCAUGUGCAUGUCUGGGUAUAUUUCUAGGAGGUCUUCUUGUAAAGAAGCUCAGCCUGUCCGCUCUGGGAGCCAUUCGGAUGGCCAUGCUAGUUAACCUGGUGUCUACAGCUUGUUAUGUUUCCUUCCUCUUCCUGGGGUGUGACACAGGUCCUGUGGCUGGGGUUACUGUUCCCUAUGGAAAUGACUCAGCACCUGGUGUAGCUUUGGAUCCCUAUUCUCCUUGCAAUAAUAACUGUGAAUGCCAAACCGACUCUUUCACGCCAGUCUGUGGGGCAGAUGGCAUCACUUACCUGUCUGCUUGCUUUGCUGGAUGCAACAGUACGAAUCUCACUGGCUGUACCUGUCUCACAUCCGUCCCCUCUGAAAAUGCAACAGUAGUUCCUGGGAAAUGCCCCAGCCCUGGUUGCCAAGAGGCCUUCCUUACAUUCCUCUGUGUGAUGUGUGUCUGCAGCAUGAUAGGAGCGAUGGCUCAGACUCCAUCUGUGAUCAUUCUCAUCAGGACAGUCAGCCCUGAACUCAAGUCUUAUGCUUUGGGGGUUCUAUUCCUGCUCCUUCGUUUACUGGGCUUCAUCCCUCCUCCCUUGAUCUUCGGGGCAGGCAUUGACUCCACCUGCCUGUUCUGGAGCACAUUCUGUGGCGAGCAGGGUGCCUGUGCCCUCUAUGACAACGUGGUGUACAGAUACCUGUACGUCAGCAUCGCGAUUGCCCUCAAAUCUUUUGCGUUCAUCCUUUACACCACAACGUGGCAGUGCCUGAGGAAAAACUAUAAACGAUACAUCAAAAACCACGAGGGUGGGCUCAGCACGAUGCCAUAAGAUGUAUUGGAAUUGUGCCAUGUGGAGCAUCUCCAAUAGAAGAAAAACCCGACUGAACUAUGUUCUGUUUCAACCCUUCUUAAUGAAAGCAGUUGAAUGUAUGAAUGUGUCAUUUCUGAUGCUAUGGAGUGCAGGAGACCUGCCAGUCAUGAUUCCAUCCUAGCAGGAUCUAAUUCUGAGCUUCAGUUUCAAUUAUCUCUUCUCCUCCCUUGCAGGAAAGUCUUUCCAGAGAGGCAAUUAGCAUCUAAGAAAUUAUCAUAGGGCAUGAAAAGCCCACAAAAAGAGACACCCCCCACCAGGGUAUGUGGGAAGAGUGUUUCUCGGGAUGAUUGGUGGAAAGAGGAUCCUUUUGUAAAAUUUUCUUGGGGGAAGGAGAAAUGUCCAGAAUUUAAUAAGCAUCAAAAAAAUUUUAAUCAAAUCUUGCCAAACUUUAAGACCCUCAGUAUAUUCUCAGAAGUUGAUAUGUUUCCCAAUUUUCUCAUCACUCUUUGGCAUGUUUAUCCUGACAACAAUUAUAUUAUCUUCAAGAACCCAUCCAUAUCAAUCCUUUCCAUUUCCUUGUCCCACUCCCCUACUCCCCAAACAAAUUCAAAGGUUUUAGACAGCUUGAGUCUUUCAGUAGGGUUGGGGAGAAAAACGUUUCUGCCCUUUACCCAAAACUAAUGUGUUUUUUCCUUCCCAGGGAAGAACUCAGCUAUAAAGAAUACCAUUUCUCCCAUUCAAUGGCAUCUUUUGUAUCACUGGGACAAAGUCCAAAAAGGAAAAAAUAAAAGAGCUGCAACCUUCCUAACCCCAUUCAGCACCUAGCAUUAAACAUAAAUGUGGCACGCCAUAGUCAGUGAGAUAAGAGCAGCUUAUAAAUAAUCAAUGAGACUGCAACUGGAUUCUUAGUGCCAGUUUAAAAGAAACCACAGCAACCUUCUUUUACACUGGAAUCAGGGCUGAAAAUUUUUGUGCCAGAAAGGAGGCUGCUUUGCUCACCUGGCAGUGUGGAUUGAGGAAAACAGAGACUAGGUCCAAGAUGCUGGGAGAGAGAAGAGGCCUUCAAGGAGUAAAAGUGUGUGUGUGUGUGUGUGUGUGUGUGUGUGUGUGUGUGUGUAUGUGUGUAUUUCUGUCACUUACCUACAUCUUAUGAUAGAUGUCUGUCAUAUCUUCUAGCUAGGCUAUCUAUGUCAUAUAUAACAUAUAAUACUAAUCCUAUGACUCAAAGAUUUUCACAGGUGAUUGGCACAGAAUAAGAACUGGGAGGCAUAAGUUUAUGCCGCAAAUAUAUACUAAUUCCUAGCAAUAACUGGGGUAUAUAGAAUAAACUCAUACUGCUGGAUCUUGACAUAAAUAUGUUCAGAAAUAUGUUUUUCCUUUU